Messenger RNA from Acanthoscelides obtectus, 3824 nucleotides. The record is from the annotation of a GenBank genome assembly. Lineage: Eukaryota; Metazoa; Arthropoda; Insecta; Coleoptera; Chrysomelidae.
AUUAGCCAGAUACCGGCGUGACCUAUUUUAAGCUACUGUAUGGUACAUAUGGUGUUUUUAACGUGAUUUGUAGGUUUGUGACAAUGCCUGGAAAGGAAACUAAUAAUACACAAUGUUCGAGAGACGUAACAGACGACGUAUUGCCCAUACCUAUACAAAUAUUUUUAUGGAAACAAGUGAGUCCAUUUGUUCGGCCGAAGCUUGGAAAACACCAUGAAGCUUCCUGUGUGUUUUGUCAGCAGGCAAGCAUAGGCCACCAUGAGUUAAAAGAAGCCUGCAAAGUAUACGAAAAGGUUGUAGUACAAAACAUUCAAAGCGGUCUAAAACCGGAUAUUGCAGAAAUUAUUAGGUCUGUUCCAAGAUGGAAACUGAUACAGGCUUCGUUACCAUAUGUGAUGCACUCAGUCUCAUCAGUCCUGCACAACAGAUUGAAAGACGGAAAUCUGCAAACUUUAGGGGCAGUAGAGACAAAGCUUCUGUAUACCUUACACUGGAUUAUAUUAGACGCGGGAGAAGAAUGUUCAGAUGAAGAUUUUGAAAAAGGCGUUUUUCAUCCUUCUCCUUUUUACUACAUUUUCCCGAUAUCCAGCAUCGCGUUAUUCAUCUAUCUGUUUGCACCUAUCUGCAACAAUUUGAAAGAAUCUGACUUCCAAAAUUUCCGGCUGGAGAAUGGCCUGAAAAUUUGGCAAGCCUUGUGGGAUUUCAAACAUCCGGAUGCUGCUUGCUUCUUUACCCAGUGCAAGCCGGAACCAAGGUUUCUCAGUGGCAAACGACCCAGGAGCAAGCAAUUUGGAGACGUUUUUGUAGGAAGAAAACCAUCACAAGAAGAUCCACUAGCUAGAGACAGUCCAACAAUGAGCCACGCUGUAAGCGCGUCCAGCUCAGACCAACCAUCUUUUCCUAUGUCUGGAGCUCCGUCUACAGUUACGAUUACAGCAACUAUUACGAAAAUCGAUGAUGAGGGCGGCUGGGUGUCGUCACCAAAAGACACCGCCUUUCCAGAAACCAUUCCUGAAGAAAGCUCCAGCACCGAGGAAGAGCAUGUCGUUAUAUUUAGAUUGCCGUCACUGCACGAAUCUGAUGGAUUCUUGAGAGAUCCUUCUAUUUACACGGCCGAAACAAGCAUUAUUCAAUUGGCGAUGAGAAGAAAUGGGGCUGGACGAAGUAAUAAGGUAGAUCAAGCAGCUGUUACUGCAAGUACCGAUAAUAAGUCAACCGGAAAACCGCCUAUGCAAAAGGCUGGGUCCUCAACCGACAAAGAUUCACUUGACAGUAGCAAAGUACCAUCAGUAGAAGCACAGCAGAAGGAAGAAGCCGGCAAGCCGCUAGAUCAUGAACAUAAGGUAAAUGCGGCGACUUUUUUGGAUGUGGCUGUACUACGUUGUCUCUUCAUGACUCAUUGGCAAGAAGAUGGGAUUUAUUGGGCAUUGGCUUUUCUAUACAACAGACUUCGAGAGAUCAACGAAGAAGCUUCUAACCAACAGCAACCUAGGAGGAGGAGCAAUUCCUUGCCGAUACCCAAGAUUGAAGUGUCUUUAUAUCAGAGCAAUGAUUUCAAAAAGUCGUCUGAUCACAACCAGAAAGAUUUCAUCGAGGUUCCCGAGCCGAAAGACGUAUCUCUUUUAGCAGAGUGUCCGUAUUCAUCACAAGCAAAAUCUGACGAAUCCCUGCAUAAGAGAGCGGGGAGCGAAAAGAGUAAGAGAAGGAUGAAGAUAGCUGAUUUAAAAACAUUUGUUGAAACCAAGCUAUUAUCGAAAUCGGAGAAGGCGUUAGAAAAAAUUGGACAAGAAGAACCGAAAUCGCUGGGACAAGUAUCGGUGGGUUCAAGAAGAUUUCUAAAUCAGGAAUGUCAUAGGAGUCUAGAUACCGGAGAUGACACUUUGUCGUCUAGGCCACAAUCGUCGUUUUCAAAAAUCUUCGAGCCGCCUAGCAACCUUGUGAAAGGGAAAAGCAUGCCUAGCCUCAGCUGUUUAAUUGAUGAACUUAACGCUGGUGGAUAUACAGACGAGACUCAUUGGGAAUGUACACGCAGCAGCAGAUUGACCAAUUCCCAGCCAAUGACAAACCCGAUUAUCACAGUUACUGAACAUACUCCAACACCUUCACCUGACUACUUGAAGAAGGAGACCUACGCUCAAAGUUCAAUGGAUAGCCAGCUGGAUGCUGCGAGCCUUUCCGGCAGCAAGUUGAGUGGCUGGCAAGAUAGGAAGUCAAGCUUAACGAGAUCCCAAACAGAUUCAAAUAUAACAUAUGCUGGUGAAGAGGUUCAAGAGGCUCAUGGAUCAACAAGAUAUAUAACAAGAGACGGCGAGAUGGACUUGCAAGUAGUUUUAAAGGCAGUGCACAGAACUGCAGUCAGAGAAAACACUUCAUGUACUCUUCGAGUGCUAGAAGUCAUCUUGAACCUUGCGGAGCUGCUCUUGGACAUGGGUGUCCUGAAGCAGUGCUUAAGGGAUGAGGUCAUGGCGAAUAUUUCCAGUUCCAAAAAGGAAGCGAAAUUCUCCGGGGUUACCAAGGUAUCUCCAGGUUCAACUGCAGAUACUCCGUAUAGCAGUGACGCCGAGAAGACUGAAAAGAAAGUUUCUCCACAUAGGAUGAUGAUGAAUAUUAUUGUUAGAGUUUUGAAGCAUCUCGGAUGUCCACAUGGAUGUAUGGAUGGCCAGAGAGGCCCAGCAGCAGAGUUUCUACGGACGCAGUGUCAAAACAUUUUCUCCAAACUGAAUAGAGCCAGCGGCAAUAUGUUGAAAAAAUACUUGAGAGACUUCGUUAGGUACCAGCCGAUGAACGACAUACUCGAUUUCUUUCACGCUUAUUUAGGAUAUUGCGUGGAUCCCAGCUCCUUGUUAUCACCUCUGAGCGCAGGAGUGGGCAGGUCUAGGGGAAUUGAGGGGCAGGUCGUAGGAUGCGCUUUCAAGCAAAUGGUCACACGAUUCAUCGAGGCGAGCAAAGAAAUCAAGACGUCGGAAAAUUUGGCAACCUAUUGUGAAAUUCGCCAAAUGAUGACCUACGUGAAAGAAGCUCACGGUAGCGUCUUCAGAAAAGUUGCUUUGAGCGCUCUCAUCGACACCGCGGACAGACCGUCAAAAAAAGAACCAGCCACACAGACCACCAGAGUAAUUAGGCACAUGCAUCCAUCGGAAAUUGAAGAUAUACCGGACGCACCAACGGACAGCCAGUCUUUCAGCGUAGACGACAAAGGCAUCAGAAAGCAACUGUUCAAGAAACGAAGCACCUCUUCAACAUGUGCUAGUCUCCUUGAAACAGAAGCAGAAGAAUUACUGAGAACCAGUCAAAGUCCUUUAGGGAAUUUGAGAAAAAAACACCAUGUUUUGACGCCGAGGCACAGCGAAAGAGCUUUGGGAAUCGCAAUGGAUCCAUCAGUCUGCAUGAAGUCAAAAAGAUCCAAAUUCGGAGGAAUAGUCAACUGGUUCAAAAAGGGAGACAGUUCAUCUACAGAUGAUCAAGAAAUGCGAGAUAAUGGGGAAUCCGUCACCGACACAGCCAGUUUUGUGAGAAAGCCUUCGGUAUACUAUCAAAAACCAAGCAAAAGCAAUGUUAUAAAGAAGGCCAAACGGAGGAUGGAGGGAAAGUUCAAAUUUGUCUUGAAGAAAGGGAAAAGAAAGAUGGUGGUUCGGAGGACUCCGGAGCUGGCCGGAGAGACUUCCAGGGAAUCAGAAUUUGUUGUGCUCAAAGAAAGGAAGCUUGUAUCUACAACGCUUGUACAUGAGGGAGUAGCGAGGCUGUCAUUUCUGCUAGAAACUUGUCCACCUGGAUCGGUGCCAGACGCGCAUCUUUUAGCAUCAACCCUCACUCGACAGUGGUAG